ACUGUCUAAUAUAAUACUGCAAGUUAAUGUAGUACUGUAUACUAAGUGGAAUCUUGGACUUAAUAUUUUCGAUAGCCACCCUACUAUUUCUUGAUGGCAACAGAUACAAAGCGUGUAGUUGUUGGAGUGGAUGUUGGUGGAACAAACACGGAUGCAGUCAUCCUGGACAUUGAUACGAAUCCUUUUAAAGUGUUGACAUCAUUUAAAACACAAACCACUCAUGACGUGACUUCCGGUGUAAGGAAUGCUGUGGUUUCAGUUAUCAAUAAAGCUUUGGAGAUAUCGCCGAUAGCCCUUACACAAAUUAACAUUGGAACCACCCACUUUGUAAAUGCAGUCUUACAAAGAAAAGGCCUUGUUAAGGUGGGUGUCAUUCGACUUUGUGGACCGGCAUCUCGCAACAUUCCACCCUUUUCCGACAUCCCUGAAGAUUUGCGAAAAAUUGUUUAUGGAGGAGUCUGUAUGGCAAAUGGAGGAUACGAAUUCGAUGGUAGAGAAAUAUCACCAGUAGAUAAAAAUGAAAUUAUUGACUUUCUGAAGAAAAUGUAUUCAAUUGGUGUCAGGAAUAUUGUUGUAGCUGGAAUAUUUUCACCUGUUUGUGUCGAUCAGGAAAACUUGAUCUAUACGUUCAUAAAAGAGUAUAAUCCCAAUAUAAGUGUUACAUUGUCACAUCACAUUGGCCAAAUUGGGCUUUUGCAGAGAGAAAAUGCAGCAAUACUCAAUGAAACUUUGAAACCUCUGUGCAAAGGAACUGUAGAGCGGUUUAACACCGCUAUAUCAGAAAUAGGAAUAACCUGUCCAUUUUUUCUUACCAAAAAUGAUGGUACCAUCAUAGAAAAGUCAAUGGCAAUGAAAUUUCCAAUCACCACGUUUUCCUGUGGACCAACAAACAGCAUGAGAGGUGCAGCUUAUCUUUCAGGGCUUAAAAAUGCGAUAGUGGUUGAUAUUGGAGGAACAACUACAGACGUAGGACUCAUAACAAAAGGUUUUCCAAAACUUUCAUCAUCCGAGAUUAGAAUUGGAGGAAUAAGAACUAAUUUUCACAUGCCAGAUGUUAGAAGCAUAGGUUUGGGAGGUGGAUCUUACGUGCGACAAGAAGGCGAAGAAAUUGUAGUAGGACCAGAGAGUGCUGGGUAUAGAAUAUUAGAGGAGAGCUUAGUUUUUGCGAAUCAGGAUGACAUUAGUGACAAGAAGAUUACUGCAACGGACAUUUCGGUUGCAGCAAACAUUUCGAAGGUAGGAACACCCAGAAAUGUCGAACAUCUUCCAAAGAAAUUUAUUGAAAAAUCUGUCGAGGCGAUAAAAAGAAAAAUAGAGGAGUGUAUCGAUGAAACAAAAAUCACAUCCGAAGAUUUUCCAGUGAUUCUGGUAGGGGGUGGUCACAUACUCGUAGAUAAGAAACAAAAGAUGACAGGCGUUAGUGAAAUCAUAAUUCCUGAAUAUUCUGAAGUUGCAAAUGCUAUCGGUGCGGCUCUUUCCCAAGUUGCUGGAAAUGUGGAAUAUGUCAAGAGUUUAGAUGAUCACAUAAACAAAGUAGAAAAAGACAGGAUGAUGUUAGAAGCCUUAAAGAACGACAUGACGGGAGAAGAAAAGGAACGUGUGGAAAUGGAUAUAAGGAAAAGAUUUUAUGAAGAAGCACACAAGAACCUAUUAGAUGAAGCUCGUAAGCUUUCCAUUGCUAAUGCCAUAGAAAAGGGAGCUGAGGAAAAAUCCAUAUUUGUGUUAGAGGAAGGAGAUAUCCCAUUAUCAUAUCUUCCCGGAAAUGCUUCUAAAUUUUUCGUGAAAACAAUUGGUAAUAUAGACAUGAAGAGUCGUCCCGUAAGUCUUGUUCUAAGAAAACUAGAGCAAAGAAACAUGCCAGCUAGCUAUGAAGAAUAUGCCAAAGGCAACAAAGAACAGAAUUCUAGUACAAAUACACUUCUGGCCGGAAAGAAUGAAAACAAAUGCAAAGCAGAGACUCCAUUUGUUAACACAGCUGGGGAAUGGAUUUUGAACGAGUUCGAUGUGGAAUGCAUUACUAUUGGUGCAGGGAUUCUAGGAUCUGGAGGUGGUGGCUCUCCGUAUAUUGGAAAACUAAGGGCUUUAAAUUCUCUUAGGGAAGGGAAACAAAUCAAAAUAGUAAAUCCAUUGAAGAUCAUGGAAAAUGCUGAUGACAGGAAUGAUUUGGUUGUUAUUGUAGCCAGCAUGGGAGCACCACUUAUUGCAGAGGAAAAGCUUCUUGGCAAAGAAAGCCAAGAUGCAUUGAAAUGUAUGGCAGAUUUAUAUUCUGCUGGAUAUUGUAAUGGAGAAAUCCCAGAAGACAUUGAUGUUAUAAAAGAAGAAAACAUCACAUACAUUAAUGAUUUUAAGUGCAAUGAAAAGAAUGAAAUCCUCUCAAAGUACAUGGGCCAGAAGAGAAUUGUUGGUGUGAUGAGUGCGGAAAUAGGAGGCAUAAACUCUGUGGAACCAUUUACUGUUGCCGCUGAAAUGAACCUGCCGGUUUUAGAUUGUGAUGGAAUGGGAAGAGCUUUUCCAGAGCUCCAAAUGCUUACUCCUCUUAUAUACGGAAUGCUACCAUAUCCUUCUACAUUGGCUGAUGCAAAAGGGAGAAGAGCUGUCGUUUUAAAAGCCAAUUCUGCUAAAGAUUUGGAAAAUCAUUUCCGAAAAGUAGUUGUUGAAAUGGGUUGCAUGGCAGGUGUUGUAAUAUCAAGCUUGCAAAAAGACGAUGUGUUGAAGAAAACUGUCCUGUUCACAACUAGUCUUGCGUGGAAAAUCGGAAGGGCUGUAAUUAAUGCCAGAAACAUGAAACUAUCUACAACAGACGCGGUUCUUGGAGUAACCGGCGGAAGAAUAUUAAUAGGUGGUAAAAUAGUUGGCGUAAAGAGAGAAACAACGGGUGGGUUUAAUAUAGGCUAUGUUACCAUAACAUCAUUUAACAGCGACGAUGUCCUGAAAGUUGAAUUUCAGAACGAAAAUGUGGUUGCCACCUUAACGUCAGCUGACAAGGAACAAGUUGUAGCAACUGUCCCUGAUUUGAUCACCAUUGUUGAUACAGAUACCGGGGAGCCAGUACCAACAGAGGCAUUGCGCUAUGGACUUCGUGUAACCGUGCUGGUUUUGCCAGCUCAUGAAAAGUUGAAAACGGCAGAAGCACUUAAAUUUGUUGGUCCUAAAGCUUUUGGAUACAAUUCUCUCACUUACAGACCUUGUUGUGACUCUGUAAGCACGAAUUCUCUGGUUUAAAAUUCCAUGAUUAUUGGCACUGAAAUGAAAAAUUGAAUUUGAAUAUAUGUGUAUAUGGUUAAUGGCUAUUACUCAGAAAGGUACAUUUGACUGGAGGACAUUUUGUAUAUAUUGAAUGCACACAUUAAAUAUCACGCUGUUCCUUGUUCCAUUAUUGAAUGCACACAUUAAAUAUUACGCUCUUACUUGUUCCAUUAUUGAAU
Saccostrea echinata is the source of this 3425-nucleotide messenger RNA. RefSeq lists its product as uncharacterized. Gene Ontology annotation, cellular component: cytosol. NCBI's taxonomy places the organism in Eukaryota, Metazoa, Mollusca, Bivalvia, Ostreida, Ostreidae. Gene Ontology annotation, molecular function: 5-oxoprolinase (ATP-hydrolyzing) activity. The record is from RefSeq and is a predicted model, not a curated record. The transcript has 2 exons. Gene Ontology annotation, biological process: glutathione metabolic process. The coding region runs from base 94 to 3222 and encodes 1042 amino acids.